GUCCAACUUCGGUCACUCGAAUUGCUUUUUUUUUAUGAAUGUCACUCGAAUUACUGAAACAUGUCACAUUUAGUCAUUCUCCCGUUAGCCUCCGUCCAACUCCGUUAAUGAAGUUGGACAGAAACUAACGGAAGAGUAAAUAAAUGUGACAUAUUUUAGUAAUUCAAGUGAUAAAAUUGAUAUUAAUUUUUUCUAAUAAUUGAAUAUGACAUAAUUUGAUAAUCUCGGUGAUCAAAUGUGGCAUUCACCAUGUUGAUUGUUGUGAUGAGAUGGAAUUUGAAUUAUUUGAACUUUGAAGUUUGAACUCCCAUAAAACCGAUAAACGUGUGAAAAGGAAGGAAGAAGCGAAGAGAAAAAAGAAAACGAAGAUGGGCGCUAGCUGCUGACAUAGAACAAAAAGGACACAUUAAUUUUCUUUUUUUCUUUCUCCUUCUCUCACAAACUCGCUCCCUAUUUUUCCUCUGUCGUUUUCUUGCUUUGCUUUCUGACCUUCUUGACCUGCGCGUCGUUCGGUUCGCCGGAACCCUAACUCGAUCCUCCACUUCCGCACCAAUUCGACACUCUAGUUUUACAGCUUUCGGCGGACGACUAGUUUUCGUCUUCAGUACCAUACUAUCUUUUUUCUGCUCGAUUAGGUCUUCCCUCCCUACCUUUUUCGAUUACCAGAAAGGCUAAUAAUCCCGGUGGCGGUGUGGCUCUCUCCGGGUGCCGGUCUUGGUUGGAAGGUUUAGAUGAACGUACGACUGGGGAACACUUGAGGCCUGGGAUUUUGUCUCCGAAUGGAGGGAGGUAGCCUCUCUACACUUACUUGUUCUGCUGCUGGUACUCCUUCAUUUCCCACCUUUCCUUUACUCGUAAAUUCGAAGUUUGAAGUUAGGGUAGGGGGUCGUCCUUUUGGAGUCCGAGCCCUUUCGAAAUGGUUAUGGCUCUUGGGAGCUUGGUUGAGUUUUCAUGGUAGUUGGUGCAAAUAGGUUGUGAUAACAGGCUUAGUGACUGAAUGUUUCUCUAGGAGUGAACCAGGGUUUCGAAGUAGUGUUUGCAUCGGUUCUUGGAUUUGGAUUCGGCUUCUGCUGGGCCUUUCUUUUUUCUGUUGACGAGUGUUAGUAUUCUGCUCUUCUGUCUCGCAUUUACUUCUAUGGGGGAACUAAUUUAGCUACAGUAGUUUGUAUGCCCUUGCAACUUGGUAGCAAGCAAUUUCAUCUGCAACAAUUGUAGCUAGCCUCAUGAAUGCAAUUAUAAGCUGUAACUUCGCACAUGUUAUGCCUGUUUCUUUUUUGGUCAGCCCUUUCCUAUCAUAUCCUGCUGCAUUUGAUGAACUGACGUUGGAAAGUUAUGUUACUGAUAAGGUUUAUAAGAUCUCAAUUUAGUUAAGUAGUAUGGUAGCAGAAAAGGUAGGAAAUGGCAGGGAACAGAUUGGUACUUUUUUCUGUGCUAUAGGUGCACAGACGGGGAUCGGGAAAUUCGCAUAAGCUUUAAAUUAGAUUGUGUUAUAAAUUAUAAUCUCUAUUCCUGACUCUGAAAGAUUAUGUGUGCCCUAGUCUGUUCCUGCUGUGCUAUGCAUGCGACUUUGAUAUGUAAUUCUGCACCACCUAGAACUUACUCCUUGCUAUUAUCAUAAUUAGGGAUAUACCCAUGGAUUAUGAUGACAAUGAUUUUCAAAGCCAGAAUCGUCAUUUAGCUGGUGAAGGGAGCAACAAGUUUCCUCCAGUAUUACGUCCAUAUGCUCUUCCUAAGUUUGAAUUUGAUGACAAUCUGCAUGGGCCAUUAAGGUUUGAUAAUCUAGUAGAAACCGAGGUUUUCCUUGGCAUUGAAAGCAACGAAGACAGUCAGUGGAUUGAAGAUUAUUCACGAGGAAGCCCCACGAUACAAUUCACUUCAAGUGCAGCAGAGUCUUGCUGCAUUUCAAGACAGAACAAUGUUUGGUCUGAGGCCACUUCCUCAGAAUCUGUUGAGAUGCUAUUAAGAUCUGUAGUCCAGGAAGAAAGUGUUCCUCUACAAGUUAUUGCUAAGAAGUCCAAUGCAUGUGAUGAGCAGGGUUGCAUGAUUAGCCAAAUGGAACCUAACUUGAAUCAGGAUAGUAAUUUAUCAAAUAGAACAGUAGAUUUUUCAGAUGUAAAGCCAAUGUUGGUGCCUUGUGACAUUGAUGAGGGAUUCUCUGGAUCACCUGGUGAUGUUGGGGGGCAGCUGCCUCUGGCCCAGGAUGUUUCAUGCGGUCAUGAAGGUGGGAACUCUGUUGAUAUUGGUUUAGGUGAUUUUACUGGUAUCACUCCAGGGGGCGGAUUGUCUGUUGCUGUUGAGAGCACAUUCAUUGACAGUAGAUGUGAUAGUGUUGGUCAAAAUGCAGUCAAUACUGUGGUCUAUGAAUCUUUAGCUAUAAGGACACAAGAAAGUGAUGCUUCAGGAAUGCAAAUCGAUAUGAUGGAUACAGGAACUGUGAUUAGGGAAGAAGACGAGGAUGUCCUGAAUCAUAUUACAGAUUCAAGUGAUGGUAUUAAAAAUAUGGCUGCAAUGGAUGUUGGUGACCCAAUAGAGGAAACAGGUGCAUUGUGUGAAGGGGACGCAAUUGGUCAAACCCAAGACAUUUCUGAUGCUACUGUCAUUGAAGCUGGCAGUGAACAGUUACAGAGUCCUGCCUGCUCCACCCCUGCAGAAUAUGAAAGUGAGGCAAAUGUAAGUGGCAAUAGCAUAAGCAACAUGGAAGGAUCUUGUAUAUCGAGGAAGGAUGUUGGCUUGUCUGAAAACAUAAAUGCUACUGAUGUUUCUAGGGGAAGUGAAAGUAUAUCCUUAGUAAGUUUGGAUGGCAGGACAACUGAGACCAGGAAUGGAAGCAACAGUGUUCCCCAGUUGCAGACAGAUAGCUUUGUUACAAGCUCUGAGGAACACUUGAUAUCUGAGGAGAAUGAUACUUCUGCUGAUAGAACUGAAAGAUGUAACGUCCCCUCUGCCCAUGGUAGUGAUGAUUCUGAUUUUGUUGCUGCAAAAGCUAGUGAAGGUACUCCAUCAUCAGCAGCAGCUGAAACUCCGCAAGGACAUGAGAGAGUUAUGGUGCCGCAAAAUGAUGAAGACAAGAGAUUCUUACUAGACACUCCUUUUCAGCUAAAUACAAGUUCAGAGCAUACUUCUAAUGGUGUUGCUGUAAACAAUGAGGUUCAUGGUUCUCCAACAACUGAUAGAGAUAUCGGAUCACUUCCUGUCUUGGGCAUAGAAGGUGAGGCCUUAGGUAUCGAAUCCUUGGUUGAUGCGGCUGGUGGCAAUGAAAUAGGCAUGGAAUCUGUCCUAACAGCCAAAGAAGCUGAAAAGGAGAUUUCGAACUCAGAACUGAGGACAUCUGAAGGGACAGCAGCUGUAAAUCCUCUCACAGAAUCGGAGAUGGUUUCUGCUGAUGCAUCUGAAAAAAUGUUAAGUGCACCUACUGAUGAGUCUGUACCAAUAAUCGGCCACUGUACUCAUGAAGGUCAGGUUGAAUCUGAAGCAGUUCCAAUGAAUGAAGAUGCUCGAGAGUGUACAAAGGCGAUGGAAGAAUGUUCUGAUCAUCAUAUGUCUGCAAACAAGGACAAUGAUACUUCAAUUAUUAGAGAAGCUGAGGAGAAGACAUUGUUAGAAGCACCAGAAUCAAUGGAUAAAAUUGGACUUUCAGAUAAUAAUGACUCUAGCCAAAAUGCUACUCAACAAGGCUACAGAGAGGACAAAGCUGUGCUAUCCACAGGCUUGAAUGACAAACCGGAUGCAGUUGCAAGUAAAAAUGAAUUGGCAACUUCUGCUGAUCCUGAGAAGCAUCCUGUUCCUUCGCCUACAAUAGCGACUACCCCACUGCCUGAGGUACAACACCAAAGGGAGGAGACUAAAAGAUCUUCACAUCCGAGCACUCCAGCUCCGUCAAGCGAUGCCAACAGGUCUUCCCCUAAGAGGUCCAAAAUGGAUGUUCCCUCGAAAGAUGACGGGAGCUUCACUUUCCAGGUUCCUUCAUUUACCGAGUCGCCCCAAACGGAAAAUGCCAAGAAAAUGCAGGUUGUGCAGACAGUAGAGAUUAACAAAGCAUCCAUGCCUAUUCAGGUUCCUUCAUUUACUGGGUCCCCGCAAACAGAAAUUGCUAAGAAAUUGCCGGAUGUGCAGACCGUGGACACCAGCAAAGUACCCACGUCUAUGGAUGGGUCUCCCUCUACUUCUGGUUUAGUCCAAUUAGAUGCCAAGGUUGCGCAAGAUCUCUCUCAUCAGAGUCCUAAGGUUUCUGACAUAACUGUUCGGCAAAGUGCCCCAAAAGUAAAUUCUGAGCGUAAGCCAAGGAGAAGUAGGGCGACUGGUAAAGAAUCUGCUAAAAGGGGAAGGACCACAAAGGUGACGACACCUGCGAAAGUGGAAAGGGGUAACAAUGCAAAUAUUCCUCCGGGUUCGCCUGGACUUGGUCAUAAUGUAUACUCCAAUGAGAUGCAGCUUUUUGAGCAUAUAGAUAGCAGUGGUGUUAGACCAUUUGUUGGGACAUCAAUACCCGGUCUGCCAGAUCUGAAUUCUUCAGCCACUACCACGCUGUUUCAGCAACCAUUCACAGAUACGCAACAAGUUCAAUUGCGUGCUCAAAUCUUCGUAUAUGGAUCUUUGAUUCAAGGAACAGCUCCGGAGGAGGCAUACAUGAUAUCUGCAUUUGGAGGAGCUGAUGGUUGUAAGAGUGCAUGGGAGAAAAACUGGCGCUUGUAUGUUGAAAGACUUAAUACUCAAAGAUCUCAUCUUAGUACCCCUGAGACCCCUGUGCAGUCUCACUCUGGUGUGAUAGCUCCUGAACAGACCAGUAAGCAAAGCACACGUAAAGGUAAGGCCACUGGUGGUAGAUCCAGCAGUAAAGCAACUGCCUCAACUAUUCCAACCCCAAUGCUACCUCUUUCAUCCCCAAUUUGGAACAUGCCAACUCCUUCCAUUGAUCACUUGCAAUCAAGUAGCACAGCUAGGGCUCCUGUUCUGGAAUUCCAGAGGGCACUUUCUCCAUUACAUCCUCAUCAGACCCCAGCCAUGAGGAAUUUGGUGGCACAUAGCCCUUCUUGGAUCUCCCAGGGCCCGUUUGGUGCAUGGAUCACUUCUCCUCAAACAUCUGCAGUCGAGACUGGUAGUCGUUUCCCUGUACAGAUGGCUCAUACCGAGCCUGUUCACUUAACUCCUGCAAAAGAUUCAUUUGUGUCCCAUACAUCUGUGGUAAAGCAUGUUUCUACUCCUCUAGUGUCUCAUGCUGCUUCUUCAGGUAAUGUGUUGCCUAGUACUUCCAUGCCUGAUGUUGGUAAGGCAAUAAUAUCAUCGGGUCAGCAGUCUACUGCUCCAAAGCCUAGAAGAAGGAAGAAGUCAUUGGCGCCCGAGAACAUUGUGGAUAGAGGUUUAAAUCCGGAACCUCCACGAGAAAUUGUUCCUGGUGCUGCAGUUUCCAGUCAUCUGUCUACAUCUGUUUCCAUCAUAACCCCAGCUAGCUUUGUGUCUAAAGCCCCUGCAGAAAUGGUUACAGCAUUUCCAUCCCCUUUGACUACAAAUUUUAGAAAAGAAGAUCCGACAAGGGUGCAGAGGGCUACUUCCUCAGAUGAGGCCCUUGGUAAAGUGAAAGAGGCUAGAUCACAUGCAGAGGAUGCUGCUGCCUUUGCUGCUACUGCUGUUGGUCAAAGCCAACUAGUAUGGAGUCAAUUAGAUAAGCAAAGAGAUGCAAGCUUGUCAUCUGAUGUGGAAGCAAAGCUGGCUUCUGCAGCUGUUGCAAUAGCUGCUGCCGCGGCUGUUGCGAAAGCUGCAGCUGCGGCUGCAAAUGUUGCAGCAAAUGCUGCAUUGCAAGCUAGGCUAAUGGCAGAUGAGGCUGCUGCUUCUGGGAUUUAUAAUGGUCAGAGCUCUUUAAUCUCUUUCUCUAAUGACAUGGGAAAUGCAACUUCAGCAUCCAUAUUGAAGCGUGACAAUGGAACAAGUAGCUCCAGUUCAGUCAUUUCUGCUGCAAGGGAGACUGCUAGAAAGAGGGUUGAAGCGGCAUCUGCUGCAUCAAAACGGGCUGAGAAUAUGGAUGCCAUUAUCAGAGCUGCAGAGUUGGCUGCGGAAGCUGUUUCUCAGGCUGGCAAAAUUAUAGAUAUGGGUGAUCCUUUGCCGUUGAGUGAGCUAGUAGCUGCAGGUCCUGAGGGUUUCUGGAAAGUUUCCGAAGUUUCUCCACAACUUGUUGCUAAAUCAAAUGAGAUCCAUGCUCAAAAUUUGAGUGGUGACCGUGGUGGAGAAAUUCGUGAUGCUUCUGUUAGCCAUGAGAAAUCAUCAAUUGCCCCAAGAGAUAUCUCUAGUGACGACCAUGUAAACUUGGUAGAUAACUCACAUGUUGCUACUGGUAUAAAGGAUGCCAAGGGACUCCAAGCUCACAAGCCUUCCGAGAUAGCUAGAACCUUGGAAGUGGUUUUGCAAGAUGGAAGUAUACCUAAAUCUCCUACCAAUACUGAAAACGAACAUGUAGAAGUUGGCAGUUCAGAAGGAAGUGGCAUCAAGGAGGGGUCCUUUGUAGAGAUCUUGAGGGAUGGUAAUGGAUUUAAAGCUGCCUGGUUCUCAGCAAAAGUUUUAAACUUGAGGGAUGAAAUGGCUUAUGUGAGUUAUGACGAACUUACAUUAGGGGAAGGAUCAGAGAAACUGAAGGAGUGGGUAGCCCUUCGUGGUGAAGGAGCUGAGGCACCAAAAAUACGCAUCUCUCGUCCUCUUACUGUAAUGCCAUUUGAAGGAACUAGAAAGAGGCGUAGAGCUGCCAUAAAUGACUAUAACUGGUCAGUUGGUGACAGGGUGGAUGCAUGGAUACGAGAAAGUUGGUGGGAAGGGGUUGUCACGGAAAAGAACAAGAAAGAUGACACUUCGUUAACAGUGUAUUUCCCAGUACAAGGAGAAACAUCAGUAGUAAAAGCAUGGCAUCUUCGGACAUCUCUUCUAUGGAGUGAUGGGCAGUGGAUCGAAUGGUCCAAUUCAAGUGAGAAGAAUGUCCCUUCCCAUCUGGGAGAUACACCACAAGAGAAGCGACCAAGAAUAUGGAACCCUGUAGCAGACUCAAAAGACAAGGACAAAGUACCCGAGAACGCAAACGUUGACAAAGAGUCUGCUAAACCUGCUGAGCCAACAUUGCUGGAUUUGGCUUCUGAACAAAAGAUAUUCAACAUGGGCAAGAGCACUGGAGUCGCUAGUAGAAUGGCUCGAACCGGUUUGCAGGCAGAAGGGUCGAAUGUUGUGUUUGGUGUGCCUAAGCCAGGGAAGAAGAGGAAGUUCAUGGAAGUGAGCAAGCAUUAUGUUGGAGGAGCUCGUGGUCAUAAAACAACUGAUGAAACUAAUGACCCAUCGUCGAAAUUUCCCCGAUGGAGAGGUGGUACUACUUCGAGAACUGACACCACUGUGAAAAGAUCGGCCAUCCCCAAGCCCAGGAUUCCCAAGCUGCCUGGUAAAACUAGUGGUCAUGCCCAAGCCCAAGGCUCGACUACUUCUGGUGAUACUACUGUUGCCGCAUUUACAGAUCUUAAUGCGAAGACAAAGAAUGCUUCUGCGAGUGGAGGAGGUUCGAGUGGAACUGGAAAACAGAGUUCCAUUGAUUUCCGAGCCUUUUCUAGCUCCGAGGGGACGCCAAGGGCUCCUGUCGUGUUUUCUUCUGUCCGACAACCGGACGCUGUUCCGACUAAGAAACCCUCAACAGUAAAUGCGAGAGGUGAAAGGGGAAGUAAAGGGAAAUUCAGCACAGGUGUGGGUAAGUUGGGCAGGGUGGAGGAGAGAAAAGCUUCCUCAGGUGCUAGUUCAGCAGGAGAAACAUCCGGUGCUGAGGCUCCUCGUAGGUCCAACCGACGAAUUCAGCCAACAUCAAGACUACUGGAAGGGCUGCAAAGCUCACUGAUGGUCUCGAAAAUACCCUCUGUCUCGCACGAUAAAAGCCACAAAAGUAGGCCAGCCGCUAGAGGGAAUACCAAUGGUUGAAGGGUUUGGAGCGCUCUUGCAGUGGGAGUAGAGUGGAAAUAAAACCGCUAUUGGUAGUUCGACUUUUCGGGAAGAUGGAGAGACUCGGCUGAAGCAAAACGUGGGGAGUUGAAAAUGAAGAAAAUGAAGUUGGAAAUGAAGAGAAAUUUAGCUUAUUAGGAAGGGGUGAUUUUAGGGUAGUGAAUUUGGGGGAGAAUUCUUGCUCUCCCUUAGUAACUUGUGAAGAUAUUUAGUGCUGGGAGUGUGUAAUUUAGGAUGUUCAUAUAUCUCUGAUUAACGAUUUGACUAGAUUUAGAUUUUAGUCUGCUGUUGCUGCGUCCGUUAAUAGGGCUCUUAGUCUUGUAUAUGGGAAUUGUCCGUGUAGUAUUACAAGCUCGGGCUUUUGGGGUAUAUUGCUCAAGGCUUCUACCUUAAAACUAUUUUGCGGCCCACCAACGGCUAAGUUGGCUUAAACAAUGGAUAUGGUUGAUUUUAAGCAUACAAAAUGCAACUAGAAACGUAUCAAUCCAGGAUAUAUCGCCCAAUUUUCUACUUUCAUCUGCUCUUUAAUCUUUUUCCGAUCAAGAUAUUAUUCACUUUCAAUCUCUCCCACCGUAAUUGCUUAUAUAGUGGGUGUGACUAUGUUUUGCUCUACUCAUGGUAACGGAUGUACUAUUGGAAGCACAAUGACUUUUUGAAAUGUCACCCCAUUUUUUCUCUAGUGUGUAAACUGUAUGGUUUGAUAAGAAAAUCUCCUAAUUAGG
Messenger RNA from Linum trigynum, 8675 nucleotides. Lineage: Eukaryota; Viridiplantae; Streptophyta; Magnoliopsida; Malpighiales; Linaceae. The record is from the annotation of a GenBank genome assembly.